Odontomachus brunneus is the source of this 4683-nucleotide messenger RNA. RefSeq names its product zinc finger protein 484-like. The transcript has 9 exons. The record is from RefSeq and is a predicted model, not a curated record. Lineage: Eukaryota; Metazoa; Arthropoda; Insecta; Hymenoptera; Formicidae. Gene Ontology annotation, molecular function: DNA-binding transcription factor activity, RNA polymerase II-specific; zinc ion binding; RNA polymerase II transcription regulatory region sequence-specific DNA binding. Gene Ontology annotation, cellular component: nucleus. Bases 416 to 3727 code for a protein of 1103 amino acids. Gene Ontology annotation, biological process: regulation of transcription by RNA polymerase II.
CGCCCGCCGUUGCGGGAAUCCAGUAAAAUUUUCUCGCUCCCGCUUUUCCGCAGCUCUAUCGCGCGGACUGGGAAUUUUUCCGGCGAAACUAUGCGGGAAACUGAACGAAAAAGGGUUUGCUCACAGCGAGGAGAGCCCGUCGACAGCGUCCGCGUGACCGUAGACGCGCUCGCGCGCACGAGGGGAGGUCGAAAAAGGAGGCGGGGCCCUCGACUAUAGCGUCCCGCGAGGGAGGUGCACGGGGAGACGUCGUUUUAGCUCUGGGUAGUUCCGUCUGCCACCACCAGAGGCGCCGUUGCGCAAUGAGCUACGAUACUACGGCGACGCGGAGCCAAAAGCCGAGGGUCUCUCGACAUUCUUGCUGAUUAAACCGUAUUCAAGGCGUUGCUGAUUGAGUGAUACUUAAAAUCAACCAAUGGAGACCUUUGAGGACGACGACGACACGCACUUUUGCAUCAAAUGCAACUUGACAAUACACGGUCUCGACAAUUACGUGCGGCAUCGUCAAUCGGGCUGUCGACCGCCCGACGAUAAAAACGACACCGUCCACGAAUCACCCUCGACGCCGACGACGGUGUCCUACCCCGAAAUCCUAAACGCGGUCGCGUUCUUCAACUCGCUGGAGUUGCAGAGCAGCAAGUCGAAUCUGCGACCAGCACCGAGCCUACUGCGCAAUGGCAGAAAGUCCAAGAAAGAAGACAGAAAGAAUAAGGGCCAGAAGAACGUCCAGGUGGACGCCGACGAGGCCGGCGUGAAGGAUAAACUCCACAGCAUGUUGCCCACCGUUAGCGACCUGGACGAUCCAGUUCACUUAUGCAUCCAAUCGCUCGUGUUUCCCGACAUCGUCGCCUCGACGAUCUCGUUGACCGGCAAAAGCUCCGCGACCGUUACGCAGGGUAAAUUGGCGCAAUCGAUGUCGCAGGCCGAUUCAAACAUGGACGGCGCGAGUUUCCCGUCCAAACACGAGUCGGAAACGUCGCUGGAGAGUCUAAUGACCGAGUCGAAGCAGACCGACCGAAAGAGGCAGGAGAAUCCUCAGCGAGGAAUGGAGUCCGACCACCAGACCUGGCUGGAGGAUCCCAUUCUCGCCGACCUUACUUUGGGAAACAGCGAGAACAAAGAGCUGACUAGAUACGAUUUCGAGUACCAACAGGACGACGAUUCGGAGGACGACAUGCUGGACGACGAUUUGGGAGAAGACGACGACUCCUACUCGGAUUCCGACGACGGCGAAAAUCGGGAACGUCCACCACGAGGUCACAUCGGUGGAAAGUGGAAGCCCGAGCUCGGCGAUUUGCCGCAGGACAUGCCACAUAUGCAUGAGGAGGAUGUGGAUCCCGAGGACGAUCAUCACGAACUUCCUCUGCCGACGUAUAUCGGCGGAAAAUGGAAACCCACGGAGACGACGCAAAGGAUCGAGGAAUACGAGAGCAAGGACACAUCCGGACAGCCGCCGCCGAGACACACGCGAGGGAAAUGGAUACCGGGUGCGCGAGCGGAUAUCGAAUCGGGAUAUUGGUGCAAUCCUUGCGGCAGGAAGCUCGCCUCACGAUUGGUCUACAAUAGGCAUCUGCUCACUGAUUUGCACGCUAGAAGGAGUAUUAGAGAAAUCGACGACGGUGUUCAUCUACCACGCGAGAUGGGCUCGUACGCGAACAGAAGAGUGUCCGUUCGUAGGAAGGCAUCGUUUGCAACGAAAGCAGAGGAAGAACCCGAGCGAAAGAAAAGCAAGAAAGGUGUGCGCAGAAGAGAAAAGGAGUUCCUCUCGUGCGAGAUGUGCCGCACGCGCGUGAGGAGGCCUCAAAUGGGUAAACAUUUGCUUUCCCAUUACCAUUGCCGCGUGGCAGGAAUGAAUCCUUGCAGUCCCAGCGCACGCCGCUUCCUGCUGGAAAACAUGGCGAAUGUGGUUCGACAGUGCUCCUUCCAAUGCGCCUCUUGUCGUUUUUACUGCAACACCGAGGAGACGUUCUUGCUCCACUGGCGUUCGGAUCUUCAUGUCAAGACCUUAGAACAGAUCGGCGGCAAUUGCAAAUGCACUCCGUGCGAUUUCUGGUGCGAGGACAGCGAGACGAUGGAGUUCCACCUUCUCAGCGCGGCUCACCGUGAAGUGGUGUCUAUGAUGAACGGUUCUGUGCCGGUGGUAAUUAGCCGUCAACGAACCUUGCCCUGCGGCACUUGCGACCGGCAAUUCCGAUACAACUUCCAGCUGCGAACGCACGCGAAAGAGACGGGCCACGAGCCGAGUUUCACCGCCUCGGACGAGUAUCAGCAACGUAUUCAGUGCGCCAUGUGCCCGAAGAUCGUACGGUCUCUAAUCUCGCUGCAGCGUCAUCAGCUACACUAUCACGUCGCCAAGGACGAGGGAAAGAGCAAAGACACGACGACGACGACGACGAUGCUCGCGCGACCGGCGCCGUACUUCUGCUCGUUCUGCUCGAUGAACUUCACCACCACCCACGAAGCGAUCCGACAUCGGAGAACUUCCAGUCAUAAGGAGGCCGUAAAAGCCCGCAAGAGUGAAGAAGGAUUGUCGGAGACUACGGUGCGAGAAUGCUUUCAAUGCAAUGACAAGUGUCCGAAUCUCUCGGCGUACAAGAAUCACCUUCUACAUUGUCAUCCGGAAAUAUGCCACAGAUGCCCUCGAUGCGGUGUGCUCUUCGCGCUCUCGCAAGAAGUCACUAGGCACACACGAGAAGGCAAUUGCGGCACCAAGGCCGACGGCGAAAUAGGCAUGGCUCAAAUGAUGAGUGCGAAGAAAAAAUGGAAGUGCAAGGACUGCGUAUAUUCCACGAAUUCCCAAGCCGAAUAUGUCUUUCACGAGGCUCUCCAUGCCGGCGCAUUUGAGACGGACGAAGGCACGUCCAGUUCCGACAAGCCGUUGCCGAAAUAUCGAUGUCCCAUCUGCAAGAAGAUCCUGACGAAAGCCUCGCUACAAAUUCACAUCAGACACCACACCGGCGAGAAACCCUUUCCCUGCGCGAAGUGCUCGGUCUCGUUCUCGAAAAGGUCGGACUUCAACGCUCAUCGGAAGGUGUGCAGCAUCUCCUUGUCGCCGGAACUCUUGGACAAGACCGGCCGCCAACGGAACUUUGUCUGCGCGGAUUGCAAAGAGAGCUUCUACACAAAGCAUGCCCUUCAACAGCACAUGUUGCGACACUCCGGCAAGAAGUACAAGUGCGGACUUCCGGGCUGCCCGACGGUCCUUCGCACCGCGUCCGAACUCGAGCGACACCGAAAGCUGAUCCACGACAGCGUCGAAAAGCAGUAUUCCUGUCCCGAUUGCUCGUACGCCGCGAAAACCAACACGCAGUUGCGCAGGCAUAGAGCGAAGCACGACGAUCCCGUGAGCGCCAAGGAACGCCAGAUUCACCGCUGCAGUUACGCAGGUUGCAAUUUCAAGACGAAAGUCAGUUCUCACUUGCAGCGACACGUGCGGUUGCAUACGGGAUCUAAACCGUACAAAUGCCGGCACUGCUCCUAUGCGUGCAACAAUCUGGAGAACCUACGGAAGCACGUGCUGUCGACGAAUCUGCAUCCCGGCAAAACGAUCUACGAAUGUAGUUUCUGCGAUGCAGCAACAACGGAUCCGUUCCGCACGAAUUUCGCCAAGGAACUUCGCGCUCAUCUGCUGCAAGCUCACACCGAGGACUUCCCGACGCCGGAUUGUACGAAUAAGUACGUCCUCGAGAUCUUUUCCGUUAAUUCGAGCGUUUCCACAUCAAAUUAACGCUAAAAGUACUGAGAGACAGUAUAUGGGCGAAAUAUCGCAAUUUAAUCAUUCCACUUCUACCUAUGUAUGUGUAUCUGUAUGUCAAAAGGUUGAUCGCUCAGAAAGUACAUCGUUGUGUCGCGUAUAACGUCGAUAUACGACAAAAACAACUCCGUUAGUGUAACUGAAUUUUCUGUUACUUGGGGACCAGACGAAAAACUCGGAAACAGAAAGAUUCCUGCGGGAGGUUUCCGCUCAGCCAAUUGUUCUUAGCCACCUCAACUGAGUUUUAAUGCAGCUCAGAAUGCUCGGACGAAUGUUUUCGGUCACGGUGAUAGAGAUAUUAUUUCUCGUCAGCGAGUUUUUCGUCCGGACCCCAUUCAGUUACACGAACUGACAGUUUUUCCCGUGCACGGAAAAAAACAGCUCCGUUAGUGCAACUGAAUGUUCCGUCGCUCGGUAAGGAUAAGGGCCAGAUGAAAAACUCGGCUGCAAGAGCAGAAGUAUUCCCGCAGGAGGUCUCUACUCAGUCAAUUGUCCUCGAGUUGUUGCAACCAAGUUUGAAUGCAUGUCGAAACAGAUGUGUUCGGUUGAUAAGCAAGAGAUUUACGUCACCAAAUUUCUACCUAGUCCCUGUUCAUUUGCACACUUAGAGAAAACAUCCAAGAAACGAGAAGUAUUUAUUCGAUGGGCACCAAUAACAUACUUAGACCUAUAAAUUCCUCCCUCUAAAUAAAACAAACAAUCGCUUUCGUAGGAAAAGCGAAGAUUUUGUAAAAGAUGUGUAUCAUCCUGUUUGAAAAAUAUUUUAUAUCAAUAUAAAUAAGUAUCUAGUAUCAGUAGCCAACGAAAAUCAAUAUUCUCCACUUCUCAGAUACCCUUCCUCUCAAUGCACGAACCGAGACGUUUUUCCCGUGUAUCCAAGAUAUGAUAAUUACACAGGCCCACAAUUUUAAAAAAGUUGUCUGUGCUGG